Messenger RNA from Penicillium diatomitis, 1236 nucleotides. Its product is annotated as M20 family metallopeptidase. Bases 1 to 1236 code for a protein of 411 amino acids. The transcript has 6 exons. The record is from RefSeq and is a predicted model, not a curated record. Gene Ontology annotation, molecular function: dipeptidase activity. Lineage: Eukaryota; Fungi; Ascomycota; Eurotiomycetes; Eurotiales; Aspergillaceae.
AUGUCAGCCUCACCUGCUCAGAUCGAGGACGUUCGGGUAGCUGUAGACGCGGCAAUUGAUGAAUUACAUGAAUCACUCCGAAAGAUCAAUCAUGAGAUCUACUCCAAUCCGGAAUUGGCGUUUGAAGAGCACCAUGCUCACGAUACCAUUUGCUCGUUCCUGGAGAAGCAAGGCUUCACGGUAAAUCGCCACGCUUUUGGUCUAAAGACUUCUUUCGAAGCUUUCAGCGGAUCCGGUGGCCGACUGGUGAAUUUCAAUGCAGAAUACGACGCUUUACCUGGAAUUGGACAUGCUUGUGGGCAUAAUUUGAUCGCGACCAGCAGCAUCACGGCGUUUUUGGCUCUCUCUGCCGCGCUGAAGAAGUUUGGCAUCCCCGGGCGGGCUCGAUUGCUGGGCACACCAGCAGAAGAGAAUGGAGGAGGCAAGGCGCUUCUCAUUGACGCGGGGGCCUUCAAAGAUGUCGAUAUCUGUCUCAUGGCUCACUCUGGGCCCAAGAAGCUAUUCCCAAAUCAAGGGGACGCCGACGGCAUUGCCGGAGCAUUGAUGAAUGCGCGCAAAAAUAUCCACUGCGAGUUCACAGGCAAAGGUGCCCAUGCCGGAGGCAAUCCAUGGGACGGGAUCAAUGCCCUCGAUGCAUUGGUCACAUCAUACAAUAAUGUGGCGGUCCUCCGUCAGCAGCUCCUCCCUGAUGACCGCGUACAUUGCGCCUUUAUGGAUACCCCGAAAAUCGCCAAUGUUAUCCCAUCUCAUACCAAGGCGUUUUGGCAGGUUCGAAGUCCCUCGCUCACCACGCUGAAUCAUCUCGUGACGAAGGUGCGAAACUGUAUCGAGGCGGGCGCGUUGGCAACGGGGUGUACUGUGAAAAUCACCGAAAACGAGCUUUACACGGAUGUCCGUCUGAAUGAUAUCCUGUGCGAGCGGUAUCAGAUCCAUAUGGGAGAGUACGGACGAAAGGUGCUGAAACGGCAUGACAAAGUGCUGACUGCCUCGUCUGAUAUCGGCAACGUGAGCUACGUCACUCCCACCCUGCACACUAUGUUCGGAAUCCCCACGCCCGACAAAGUCUUCCCUCACCAUCCCGACUUUGCUGCCUCAGCUGGCACUGACGAGGCGCAUACGGAGGCUGUGGUGGUCGGAAAAUCUCUUGCACUCAUUGGAUGGGACAUGCUCACGGACGAUACUCUGUUUGAGACGGCACAUCGGCAGUGGAAGGACGAGAUCGCACGUGAUGAUUGA